Molecule: messenger RNA, 3955 nt
Organism: Caenorhabditis elegans
Lineage: Eukaryota; Metazoa; Nematoda; Chromadorea; Rhabditida; Rhabditidae
Gene: cua-1
Product: P-type Cu(+) transporter
Exons: 16
Coding region: 48-3764 (1238 amino acids)
Source: RefSeq, marked reviewed
AACAAAUCAUUUCCCAAAUUCUCAUGUGAAUUUAUCGAGUACACAAAAUGUCGGAAAAUGUGAGUCUUCUCGACGGUUCGCCGCUUCCAUCACGUCCAUCAACAUCAUCAAUACCACGUCCGUCUCCGUCGAAAAAUAUUCAACUUUUGGUGGAUUUUGGAGCACCGAAGACGGAUGGAAAUGUACAAGAAACAAUGCUGGAGAUUAAAGGAAUGACGUGCAACUCCUGUGUCAAAAAUAUUCAAGACGUAAUUGGAGCGAAGCCAGGAAUUCAUAGUAUCCAAGUGAAUUUAAAAGAAGAAAAUGCAAAAUGUUCAUUUGAUACUACAAAAUGGACAGCUGAGAAAGUGGCUGAAGCUGUCGAUGAUAUGGGUUUUGAUUGCAAAGUUUUGAAAAAAGAACCUCCUACACAAAUGGCAGAAAAACCCAAAAUUCGUAGAGCAAUCGUCUCUAUUGAGGGAAUGACCUGCCAUGCUUGUGUGAACAAUAUUCAAGAUACUGUAGGCUCAAAAGAUGGAAUUGUGAAGAUUGUUGUUAGUUUGGAACAGAAACAAGGAACCGUCGACUAUAAUUCCGAGAAAUGGAACGGCGAAUCAGUUGCCGAGUCCAUUGAUGAUAUGGGAUUUGAUUGUAAAUUGAUUACUGAUCAAGAAAUCGCCGCAGUGGAACCCCAAAAAGCAUCUACCACAAAAUUAUCGAUAAGUCCCCUUAAAACAGUUGACUUAUCUGAUGGAAAAGUAGAGUUACAGCUGAAUGGAGUGAAAUAUUCGAAAGAGGGCUCAUCGGAUCAUCUCGAAAAAUGCACAUUCGCAGUGGAAGGAAUGACGUGUGCUUCGUGUGUACAGUACAUUGAACGAAAUAUUUCAAAAAUCGAAGGAGUUCACUCAAUUGUGGUUGCACUGAUUGCUGCGAAAGCUGAAGUCAUUUAUGAUGGUCGGGUAACAUCUUCCGACGCGAUUCGGGAACAUAUGACGGGAGAACUUGGAUAUAAGGCUACUCUUCUGGAUUCUAUGGGAGCUAAUCCGAAUUAUAGCAAGAUACGGUUGAUUAUCGGCAAUCUCUCCACAGAAAGCGACGCGAAUCGAAUAGAAUCCCAUGUACUUUCAAAAUCGGGAAUUGACUCGUGUAAUGUCUCAAUUGCUACAUCAAUGGCUCUUGUCGAGUUCUCUCCACAGGUUAUUGGUCCGAGGGAUAUUAUAAAUGUUGUCGAAUCACUUGGUUUCACCGCAGAUUUAGCUACUCGAGAUGAUCAAAUGAAGCGGUUGGAUCAUUCGGACGAUGUUAAAAAAUGGCGUAACACUUUCUUCAUCGCAUUAAUAUUCGGAGUCCCUGUAAUGAUAAUUAUGAUAAUCUUUCACUGGAUUCUCCGAACGCCAAUGCAUCCAGACAAACAAACACCAAUUUUCACUCCAGCUCUUUCACUUGACAACUUUCUGCUUUUAUGUCUUUGCACACCGGUUCAGAUUUUUGGCGGUCGAUAUUUCUACGUAGCCUCAUGGAAAGCAAUAAAACAUGGAAAUGCAAAUAUGGAUGUACUAAUAAUGCUGUCCACAACCAUUGCCUACACCUAUUCAAUCGUAGUUCUUCUCCUCGCAAUCAUUUUCAAAUGGCCGUCGUCUCCAAUGACAUUUUUCGAUGUUCCACCAAUGUUAAUUGUAUUUAUUGCACUUGGAAGAAUGCUGGAACAUAAAGCAAAGGGGAAAACAUCUGAAGCUUUAUCGAAACUUAUGUCAUUACAAGCAAAAGAAGCUACACUUGUCACAAUGGAUUCGGAAGGACGGUUAACGUCUGAAAAAGGAAUAAAUAUUGAAUUAGUGCAAAGAAAUGACCUGAUUAAAGUGGUUCCUGGCGCUAAAGUUCCAGUCGACGGAGUUGUAGUUGAUGGAAAAAGUUCGGUUGAUGAGAGUUUUAUAACUGGAGAAUCGAUGCCUGUCGUUAAGAAACCAGGAAGUACUGUAAUUGGUGGCUCGGUGAAUCAAAAAGGAGUUCUAAUUGUGAAGGCAACACACGUUGGCAAUGAUUCUACACUCUCACAAAUCGUCCGUCUCGUCGAAGAAGCUCAAACGAAUCGUGCUCCAAUUCAACAACUUGCCGAUAAAAUUGCCGGAUACUUUGUCCCGUUUGUCAUUGUAUUAUCGUUGUUCACGUUGGGAGUAUGGAUCUAUAUUGAGUACAAUUCGGCGAGAAAUGCUAAUUUGCCACCCGGUCUUCGAUUCGAAGAAGCCUUGAAAAUCGCAUUUGAAGCUGCGAUUACUGUACUUGCAAUUGCAUGUCCUUGUAGUCUGGGUCUCGCAACGCCCACCGCUGUUAUGGUUGGAACUGGAGUUGGAGCAGCAAAUGGUAUUUUGAUUAAAGGAGGCGAACCAUUGGAGAGUGUACAUAAAGUAACCACAAUUGUUUUCGACAAAACUGGCACAAUCACCGAAGGACGUCCACGAGUAGUUCAAAUUGCGUCGUUUGUAAAUCCAUCUACAAUGUCACUAAAACUUAUCACAUUCCUCUCCGGAGCCACUGAAGCUUUGUCGGAGCAUCCGAUUGGAAAUGCGGUAGCGGCUUUUGCGAAACAGCUUCUCAAUGAGCCAACUUGGCCGAACACUUCCCGAUUCCAUGUAUCUGCUGGACAUGGUGUUACCUGUAGAAUUGACUCAAUUCGGCAGUCGUUCUCGUCUUUGGCACUUUCUGGAUCUACUUGUGAAAUUCCAAGGCUUCCUGAUGGUCAAACUAUCACGAUUCCUGGAACCGAAGUCAAUUUACUUCAAGUUUCUAGUAAAGAAGUUAGCCAACCAAACCCGGACACUGCGAACAUUGUGAUUGGAACCGAAAGAAUGAUGGAAAGACACGGAAUUCCCGUAUCGGAAGUUGUGAAAAUGACACUUUCAGAAGAACAGAGAAAAGGACACAUUUCGGUUAUUUGUGCAAUUAACGCGGAAGUGGUUGCUGUAAUUUCAAUUGCUGAUCAAGUUAAAAAAGAAGCAUCACUUGCAAUCUAUACUCUACGUGAAAUGGGUCUUCGUGUCGUACUUCUCACAGGAGAUAACUCGAAAACUGCAGAAUCAACUGCGAAACAAGUCGGAAUUGAUGAAGUAUUCGCAGAAGUUCUUCCAAAUCAAAAGCAACAAAAGAUUAAGCAAUUGAAAGGAUACAAAAACAAAGUUGCAAUGGUUGGAGACGGUGUCAACGACUCGCCGGCUCUCGCAGAAGCCAAUGUUGGUAUCGCAAUUGCUGCAGGAAGUGACGUGGCAAUUGAGUCAGCUGGAAUCGUACUUGUUAGAAAUGAUCUUGUGGAUGUUGUUGGAGCAAUUAAGCUAUCGAAAAUGACGACGAGAAGGAUUCGAUUGAACUUUUUGUUUGCAAUCAUUUAUAAUGCGAUUGGAAUUCCGAUUGCUGCAGGUGUAUUCCGCCCAUUUGGCUUCAUGCUUCAACCAUGGAUGGCUGCAGCUGCAAUGGCUCUUUCCAGUGUCUCCGUGGUUUCUUCUUCACUUUUACUCAAAAACUUCCGAAAACCAACGAUUGCAAAUCUCUAUACGACGAGCUUCAAACGACAUCAGAAGUUCCUCGAAUCGGGCUCUUUCCAAGUUCAAGUGCAUCGAGGCCUAGACGAUUCGGCUGUUUUUCGAGGUGCUGCUUCUUCAAAAUUAUCAAUAUUAAGCUCAAAAGUUGGCUCACUGCUCGGCUCAACAACAAGUAUCGUGAGCUCUGGGAGCUCGAAAAAGCAACGACUUUUGGAUAAUGUUGGAUCAGAUUUAGAGGAUCUCAUUGUGUAGUUUUUUUGAUUUUUUAUCCAAUUUUUUGUACAUUUUGCGUGCUUCGUUUCGUCAUCUCACUCUCAUCACACACAUACCGACCAAAUUCCAUUUUUUACGCGGUUUUAUUGUUUUAAUUUGUGAUUUUUUGCCUUAUUUUCUUGUAUUUUCCAAAUUUUGAAUCGAAUUUAAUAAACAUUUUUUAAAAAUUU